Molecule: messenger RNA, 963 nt
Organism: Hibiscus syriacus
Lineage: Eukaryota; Viridiplantae; Streptophyta; Magnoliopsida; Malvales; Malvaceae
Product: putative tRNA (cytidine(34)-2'-O)-methyltransferase
Exons: 7
Coding region: 153-938 (261 amino acids)
Biological process (GO): wobble position uridine ribose methylation; wobble position cytosine ribose methylation
Molecular function (GO): RNA binding; RNA methyltransferase activity
Source: RefSeq, a predicted model, not a curated record
AGGCCAAGCGGGUUAAAAUUGAAAAAAAAAAGGUUAUCUAAUUUUCUUGCCAUAGUGACUUGGUAUAUAUUGCUGAAGUUAUCCCAGAGAGAAAAGGCCAAAGACCAAGUAGUAAGCAAUCAGUUGUAGCAUUUGCAUCACUAGGAGUAAGAAUGAGAGCAAUCCCAUUUUCACUCCAGUAUUCGCAAUCCCAUCUUCUUUUAAGCUCAAGGCAUAUUAACAAAACUUCUCUUCCUCUGUUCCCUCCUUUCUCCAACCCUAGCUUUCGCCCUUCUUUCUCUAAUACCAGGAUUUACACUCAGACUAAGGCUAAGAAAGCUGAAACAGGAAAUGGGAACAACUCGUUGCCUGCUUUUGACCCUGACCCUUCACUUUCUCAACAGAAAUUACUUCAAGUCGUCUUAGUUUCUCCUAAGAUUCCUGGAAAUGCUGGUUGCAUUGCAAGAACAUGUGCCGCCUCAGCCGUUGCCCUUCACCUUGUUGGGCCAUUAGGAUUUAAAGUGGAUGAUACUAAAUUAAAACGUGCUGGACUGGAUUACUGGCCAUAUGUUGUAGUUAGAAUACAUAACACAUGGGCAGAGUUUCAGAGCUAUUUCAAGCAACAGGAAGGGAAUAAGCGCUUGCUGGCUUUUACUAAAAGAGGAACAACUAUUCAUUCAGACUUCUCAUAUAGAAAAGGUGAUUACCUGGUAUUUGGCUCAGAAACUUGUGGCCUACCUCCUGAUGCAUUGUUUGAUUGCAAAAGUGAGACUUAUGGAGGCGGAACCAUUCGGAUUCCGAUGGUUGAGACUCACGUUCGAUCUCUCAAUCUCUCUGUGAGUGUUGGUAUUGCUUUGUAUGAAGCUUCAAGACAGAUGAACUACGAACAGCUUCAAGAGCCCUCUGUAAAUUGCAGCGACCGUGAACAAUCAUUCCUUAUGGAGGAUAUAUUUGCUUAAUUAGUUGUAUACAUGCCAAUUUUGA